GGAAAAAAUGAAGAAAUGGAUAAAUAUCUUUCUUCAAUUUGACUUUGAUAAAUCUGGCUCCAUGUCCUCCUAUGAGCUUCGCAGUGCCCUUAAAGCUGCAGGAUACCAACUCAACAACUACCUGCUGCAACUGAUUGUCCUCCGAUACUCUGACGAACAGUUCCAGAUUGAAUUUGAUGAUUUUCUGAACUGCUUAAUUCGCUUAGAGAAUGCAAGUCGAGUAUUCCAAGCACUGAGUGUGAAAAACAAGGAGUUCAUUAACCUGAAUAUAGGCGAGUUUAUCAACCUGGCAAUGAACAUCUGAAGAAGUCUGACUUGGAUGCUGGGAGUUUCUUGUGACAUUGCUGCUGAGACUUCUGCCCCAACAGCUGCGGUCCCCUUCGCCUGCAAACUUUACCAGGAGAUUUUGUGCAGAGGAACAUGCAUGCUGCCCACCCUUUCUGGUCUCCAACCCUGUUCAUGAGUUCAACAACCAGAUCACAUUUUGGUUUUAUUUUUGGUAAAACCUGACACUGGAUUUGUUACUGUGAGAGGUAUUUGGAUGGGGCGCACAUAUCUCUCAAGCACACUGAAACUGAUUCCCCUGAGUGACCACAGGUUCUUAAGAAAUAGGACUGUAUUUAGUCCCAACAUAG
Molecule: messenger RNA, 635 nt
Organism: Phaethon lepturus (White-tailed tropicbird)
Lineage: Eukaryota; Metazoa; Chordata; Aves; Phaethontiformes; Phaethontidae
Product: calpain-9-like
Exons: 5
Coding region: 8-304 (98 amino acids)
Molecular function (GO): calcium ion binding
Source: RefSeq, a predicted model, not a curated record